Dibothriocephalus latus is the source of this 2130-nucleotide messenger RNA. NCBI's taxonomy places the organism in Eukaryota, Metazoa, Platyhelminthes, Cestoda, Diphyllobothriidea, Diphyllobothriidae. The record is from the annotation of a GenBank genome assembly.
AUGGGCUCCAGGCUGUGCAUCAUUCUGUUGACUGUCUUUGCGUUCACGAUCCAUGCAUUCCCUCCAGAGGCCUACGGACCGAUCGGCCAACGACGUUGCUUCCAGCCCGUCCGUAUUGAGAUUCCAGAGUGUCAGAACACAUUCUACAACUUCACAGGCCUGCCUAACCUAGUGGGACAGGAGUCUCAGGUGGAUGCUAGACAUCAGCUCCAGACCUUCAAGCCUCUCAUCACCUACAAGUGUUCCAACCAGUUGGCCUUCUUCCUCUGCUCUGUCUAUGCUCCCAUGUGUGACGUCAAUACUCACCACCUCAUCGGCCCCUGUCGGCCGUUGUGCGAAAGGGUGCGGAAACGUUGUUCCCCAGUGCUUCGUAUCUUUGAUUUUGACUGGCCGGCCAAUUUAAACUGUUCACGAUUUCCUGAGCGCAACACGGUGGGUGGCGCCAUGUGCAUGGAGGGACCCGAGGCCGGGGAGGAUGAAGAGGAUGCGGAUACGCCAACAGUCGAUGUCAGUGCCCACGGGUCCUCGGAAGGCGAAGUGAGCAAAGCGGAGUGGCCCCAGAAGCCCUCCGCAGCGGGGACCUCACACACCGGCAGGGGGGAACUGGCCGAGGAGAGGGGCAUCAUACCCGCUGAAGGCAUCAUUCGACAGAUUGAGGAUCUACCCGAAGCUGCAAAUAUGGAUCUCUCCAAGCUGGGCCCACAACUGCAGAAUUGGUUAGCCAGUCUGAACCAGAACCCUCUGUCAACCUUCUUUGGAAAUAAUGAGAUCCCAGUGGCGCUGUUGGUCUCCUCACUGCGUUUCUGUUCCCAUCUCUACAAACCCACCUCGUAUAUAUUUAUCAACAGGACGGGACGUUGUGCACCGCACUGCUCCGCAGACAUCCUUUUCUCUCAGAACGCCAAGACUCUGGCCACUGUUUGGACUAGUGUUAUCUCAGGACUCUGUCUUCUAGCGACCACUUGUGCCCUGCUAAGUUAUGCCAUCCACCCGAGUCUUUUUUACCCGCUGGAGCGGCCUGUCAUCUACAUUGCUGGUUGCCAACUAGCCUACGCGCUGGGAUUUGCUCUACGUUUGAAACUGGGUCGUGAGGCGGUGGCCUGUGGAGUGGAUCCGGCCUCCGGCUACAGUAUUCGCCUGCAGGAGGGCCUAGAAAACUCAAAUUGCGCCCUGGUCUUCCUCAUACAGUACUACUUUUUCGUUGCUGGAGCAAUAUGGUGGGCAAUGAUGGUCAUUGGCUGGACCAGACGUACUUCUUAUGCAUAUCGUCUAAUGCGUAACCCUUCCCGGGACUCGGCUAGCGCCUACGUACCCCCCAAGAGCCCCUGUUGCUGUCUUGGCGGCUCAACACGCGGUGAAACACCUUUCGUCUUUGAGGAAGCUGGUGCUUUCAUGGACGCGACCACUUGUGCCCUGCUAAGUUAUGCCGUCCAGCCGAGUCUUUUUCACCCGCUGGAGCGGCCUGUCAUCUAUAUUGCUGGUUGCCAACUAGCCUACGCGCUGGGAUUUGCUCUACGUUUGAAGCUGGGUCGAGAGGUGGUGGCCUGCGGAGUGGAUCCGGCCUCUGGGUACAGUAUUCGCUUGCAGGAAGGCCUAGAAAACUCCAACUGUGCUCUGGUCUUCCUCAUACAGUACUACUUUUUCAUUGCUGGAGCAAUAUGGUGGGCAAUGAUGGUCAUUGGCUGGACCAGACGUACCUCUUAUGCAUAUCGUCUAAUGCAUAACCCUUGCCGGGACUCGGCUAGCGCCUACGUACCCCCAAAAAGCCCCUGUUGCUGUCUUGGCCGCUCAACACUCGGUGAAACACCGUCCGUAUUUGGGGAAGCUGGUGCUUACAUGGACGCUAAAUCAGGAGCCGAGGCCAACAGAUCGCAUGGUCCCCCGAGCGGUGUUAAUCCCGCUGCCGUGGGCCCCAGUGGCGGUGCGCAGCCAGCGACCACGAGUUCCCUCCGCGCCUCUCAUGUUAAUCGACGUAUCCAGACUGCCAGUUCGAACAGCAUUGAUCUCAACUGCCUGGCCAAGGAGCACGUGAUUGCAUGGCUCACCCCUGGACUUCUCACAGUGGCGGUCCUUGUCACUCGUCAGGUAAGCAGCGCAUACGCGCAUGCACAUUUACUCAUUUAUAUUUGA